Messenger RNA from Rosa rugosa (rugosa rose), 1041 nucleotides. Its product is annotated as zinc finger BED domain-containing protein RICESLEEPER 2-like. The transcript has a single exon. Bases 1 to 1041 code for a protein of 346 amino acids. Lineage: Eukaryota; Viridiplantae; Streptophyta; Magnoliopsida; Rosales; Rosaceae. The record is from RefSeq and is a predicted model, not a curated record.
AUGGUAGCAUUUAAUCCUGAUGAGGUUAUGAAAGCAUGUGUUGAAAUGGUUGUAGUUGAUGAGCUUCCUUUUAGCUUCGUUGAAAAGCAAGGGUUUAGGCAUUUUUGUCAUGUUGCAGUGCCAAUGUUUAAGGUCCCUUGUAGGAAAACUUUGGUUAAAAAUUUUCUUACAUUGUAUGAUAAGACAAAGAAGAAGUUGAAAACUGAUUUAGCACACUAUAGGGUCUGCCUAACCAUUGACACUUGGACAAGUGUUCAAAAUUUCAACUACAUGGUGCUAACAGCACACUUUAUUGAUGAUAAGUGGGAAAUGCAUAAGAGGAUAAUCAAUUUUUGCACUAUUUGUAAUCAUAGUGGGAAUUCCAUAGGUCUUUUGAUUGAGUCAUGUUUGCUUCAAUGGGGGAUUAGCAAGGUUUUAACCAUCACAGUAGAUAAUGCAGCAGCCAAUAAGUGUGCUAUUGAGUUUGUUAGGUCCAAACUUAACAAAAGAGAAAAACCACAAUCAAUCUUAGAGGGUAAGUACAUGCAUGUUAGGUGUACUGCCCAUAUUUGUAAUUUGAUUGUUGGUAGUGGGUUGAAGAGACUAAAUAGAUCAGUGUUGGCCAUUAGAAAUGCGGUGAAGUUUGUUAGGUCUUCACCAGCAAGGUUAGAUAGUUUUAAGGCAUGUGUAGAACAGGAACAUAUCCCUUGCAGAGGAUUGGUUGUUAUGGAUGUUCCCACGAGGUGGAAUUCAACAUUCUUAAUGUUGGAAGCUGCCUUGAAGUUCAAAGCAGCCUUUGCAAGGAUGGAGGAGCAACCGGACAACGGCUUUUCAGCCUAUUUCAAAGAGCCUGAGGAAGAGUAUGAUGAGGAUGGAAAUUUGGUUCCAAGUAAAAGCAAGAGGCCUAGAGUGGGGCCUCCAUCCGAGGAUGAAUGGGAUAAGGCGGAAGUGUUUGUGCAGUUUCUUAGGGUAUUCUAUGAAGUAACUCUAAGAGUUAGUGCAAGUAAUAGGCCGACAAUCCAUACCAGUACUUUUCAUGAUGUGUUGUCAACAAGGUUCUAA